This is a messenger RNA of Telopea speciosissima, 2930 nucleotides long. RefSeq names its product pentatricopeptide repeat-containing protein At4g01570. Lineage: Eukaryota; Viridiplantae; Streptophyta; Magnoliopsida; Proteales; Proteaceae. Bases 136 to 2520 code for a protein of 794 amino acids. Gene Ontology annotation, molecular function: protein binding. The transcript has a single exon. The record is from RefSeq and is a predicted model, not a curated record.
UCAAAGCCAUGAGGCACCAAAACCAAACCUCCUCUCUCCCACUUUGUUAUCCGCUGUCCACUGGGCCGCCACUUUUGUUGAUGUGCUGCGCCGUAAGCUUCUGCUCCUCCGCUACGAUGCAAAACUCGACCUGAAAUGCGCAAUGGAAAAAUCCUUUCUUUGACUCUCCUUGGAACAUCCUCCGAACUCGUAAAUAUCCUCCUCGUCGCAUCCCUCUCUAAAACCCUCUCCGUGUUGGGUACUCGAAACCUCGAUGGUGAUUCCAUUCAACUCUCCGAAUCUCUCGUCCUCCAAAUUCUCCGGCGGAACUCCCUCGACACCUCCAAGAAGGUCGAUUUCUUCAGAUGGGCUUCUCUCAGACCCGGUUACAAACAUUCUUCGAACACUUACUCACAAGUCUUCCACGCCAUCUGUCGAGCUGGGUGCCUCGACGAACUCCCACCUCUUUUGCGUUUGAUGAAGGAAGAUGGUGUUGUUGUUGACUCUGCCACUUUCAAGCUGCUGCUUGAUGCGUAUAUCCGAUCGGGUAAGUUCGAUUCGGCUCUUGAUAUACUGGACGACAUGGAAGAACUAGGAACUAGCUUGAAUCCCCACAUGUAUAAUUCUGUUGUUGUUGCUCUGGUUAGGAAAAACCAAGUGGACCUGGCUCUUUCCAUGUUUUACAAGCUUCUAGAGGCUUUAAAUGACGAUGGGGCCAUUGUUCCUAAUCCUAUUGCCUGUAAUGAGCUGCUUAUUGCUCUGAGAAAGGCUGAUAAGAGGGUGGAAUUCAGAAAGGUCUUCGAAAAAGUGAGAGAGAAGAGUGGGUUUGUGAUGGAUACACGGGGUUAUAAUAUUUGCAUUCAUGCAUUUGGCUGUUGGGGUGAUUUGGGCACUUCUCUGGAACUCUUUAAAGAGAUGAAGGAGAAGGCUUUGAGUUCAGGUUCCCCCAGCCCAGAUUUGUGCACGUAUAAUAGCCUAAUUCGUGUGAUGUGCUUGGUUGGGAAAGUGAAGGAUGCCUUGAUUGUUUUUGAGGAGUUGAAAGGAUCCGGGCAUGAGCCUGAUGCUUUCACGUAUAGGAUUCUCAUCCAAGGGUGUUGCAAAUCGUAUAGAGUAGAUGAUGCAACCAAGAUUUUCUGUGAGAUGCAGUACAACAGUUUCCGGCCUGAUACUGUUGUUUAUAAUUCCCUCCUUGAUGGGCUGUUCAAGGCGAGGAGAUUGACAGAAGCCUGCCAACUCUUCGAGAAGAUGAUGCAGGAUGGUGUCAGGGCUUCGUGUUGGUCUUACAAUAUUCUCAUAGAUGGUUUAUUUAAAAAUGGAAGAGCUGCAGCCGGUUAUACACUUUUUUGUGACUUGAAGAAGAAGGGACAGCUUGUGGAUGGUGUCACUUACAGUAUUGUCGUGCAGCAUCUCUGUAAGGAGGACCAGCUUGAGGGAGCAUUUGAUCUAGUAUCAGAAAUGGAAGCCAGAGGCUAUGUUGUCGAUCUUGUCACGAUAUCAUCUUUGUUGAUUAGUCUCCAUAAGCAUGGUAGGGCAGACAAACUCCUGAAGCAUAUUAGGGAUGGUACACUGGUGCCUAAUGUUAUUGGGUGGAUAGACAAUAUGGAGGCUUCUAUAAGAGACCCAAAAACCAGGAAAAAGGAUUUUACAUCUAUGUUCUCAUCCAAAACUGAUGUAACUGAGAUCCUAGGGUUGACAACUUCAUCUCCUGAUGAUCCUGCUGGUUCCUGUGUUGAUGCCACAGAUGGGGGUGGUCAAGGUGUGGAGAAUCCUUAUGUUAUUACUGAUCAGUGGUCUUCGUCCCCUUACAUGGAUAAACUUGCCAAUGAAAUGAAGGCUGCCAAUCAGUCUUUUUUAUCUUUUUCAGUGUCCAGGGGGCAAAGAGUGCUGGAGAGUGGGAUUGGAUCUUUCGAUAUUGAUAUGAUCAAUACAUACCUGUCAAUCUAUUUAGCCAAGGGAAAUUUGAGCUUAGCUUGUAAGUUGUUUGAGAUCUUCACUGAAAUGGGUGUUAACCCUGUGAAUUACUCUUAUAAUUCUAUGAUGAGUUCAUUUGUGAAAAAGGGUUAUUUUAACGAGGCUUGGAGUGUUCUUCACGAAAUGGGAGAGAAGCUUUGCCCAGCUGACAUCGCAACAUAUAAUGUAAUAAUUCAAGGCUUGGGGAAGAUGGGAAGAGCAGAUCUUGCUAUUGCUGUUCUUGAUCAGCUGAUGAACCAUGGUGGUUAUCUUGACAUUGUGAUGUACAACACAUUGAUACAUGCACUAGGUAGGGCUGGUCGGAUUGAUGAAGCAAACAAUUUGUUUGAGCAGAUGAAGACAAGUGGGAUUAAUCCUGAUGUUGUUACUUUUAAUACACUCAUUGAAGUUCAUAGCAAGGCUGGUCAAGUUAAGGAAGCAUAUAGGUUUUUGAAAAUGAUGUUGGAUGCAGGCUGCUCCCCCAAUCAUGUCACUGACACAACUCUGGAUUUCUUGGAGAAGGAAAUUGAGAAAAUUAGAUAUGCAAAGGCAUCGAUCAAGCGACACAGCAACGGGGAAAAUGGUACUUAAUGGUCAGGUUUUUAAAGUUUGUCCAUAACGUUGGUUCAUGAAGAACCAAGGACAUUUGUGUCUCACAGCUGACUAUCCUUGAGGGAUGGAUUAAAAUCCCCUUCCUUGAAUGCUGUUUACUCAUAGUUCUACUGCUGCUAAAGCAGCCACCAGAUUAAUUUAUUCAUUGGGAAAGUAUCAGACAAAGAAAGACAUACUGACGGUUGUACAGGGUUCCAUAAUGACUUGGAUUAGUGCAACUUCUUUAAAGUGUUGUUGAUUUGUAAUUCAUUGUUGAUUGCAAACAUGAAGAACAGUGGGUUAUAGAACUAUAGAAGUAAAGUGGAGGUCCUGAUAUGGAAAAGCAUCUGACGUUCUUCAUUGGAAGUAUGCAAUGAGCAUUUCCCAGCUAAUUCAAUGUGUUUUGUCCA